Molecule: messenger RNA, 1778 nt
Organism: Linum tenue
Lineage: Eukaryota; Viridiplantae; Streptophyta; Magnoliopsida; Malpighiales; Linaceae
Source: the annotation of a GenBank genome assembly
GAAUUUUUCUGACGUGAAAGUGUAUGGGCCUUCGGGCUUCAUUGUCUAUUUUGGGCUUGAAUGAAUGGGCCGGGACUUGGAAGUAGCUUGGUUUCAGCAAAACUGGCCGGAGCUGGAGAUCGAAGAGUUGUUGGAAGAAAAUUGAAAUCGGAGCUAAUCGUCGGACGGGGAAGCAUUGGAGAUGACAGACUGCAAGUUUCUUUUCAGCAACGGUGUCAUUUCCUCAUCGCCCGACGUCCCUGCGGUGGCCACGUUACUUCAAUCUGACCCAGGCGCGUACACGACGACUCGGACUCACAGCGACGGCGCGUGUAUCUUAUUCUGGGAGAGGCACUUACGGCGGCUGUCAAACUCUGCCCGAAUUCUCCUCUCUAGAAGCCCGCGACUGCUCUUCAAGCCCGAGAAAUCAGAAAUUUCCUUUCCGCCGUCGUUCGUUGAGUCAUCGGCGUGGGAUUCAACGGUUAAGUCUCUGGUUAAGGACUCCGUUGACCAGGUGCUGCCGAUUGCGUUGAGAGAAGCGAAGAGAAAGGAAGGCGAGGAGCUGGCAAUCACGACUCUGGUCAGCGGGAACGCGCAGAAGGUCAGGGGAAUCGAGAGUGUGAUCGGAGCAGACAGUGUGGCUGAGGUGCUCGAUAUUUAUGUUCACUUGGCCGGCUACGUUCCUCCGGCGUUUGGUCGGCCAGAGAGUGCGGCGAGAUUGGCGGUUGUGGGACGAGGCAGAAGAGUGGCCGAAGCUAAGUAUUCCGACUGGGUGAGGUUAAGGAAGCCACUGGAGAGAUUGAGGCCAUCUUUGGUGACGGAGCUCCUUUUGUCUAACGAUGGAGACCAUUUGCUUGAAGGAUGCCUGACAAAUUUCUUCGUCGUCUGUCGCAGGGUGAGUCAUUUUGGAGAAAGAGAAGAGAAAGGAGAUGGUGAAAAUGCGUAUCAUUAUGAAGUACAGACAGCCCCCAUCGCUGAUGGUGUUCUUCCAGGAAUAAUCCGUCAACUGGUCCUUGAUGCAUGCUUAAGCAAAGGGAUACCGGUUCAAGAACUUGCUCCUUCAUGGUCAGAGCGUGAAUUGUGGCAGGAAGCAUUUAUUACAAACAGCCUGAGAAUUCUGCAGCAUGUGGAAAAAAUACAGUUCCCACAUUCAUGGGAGUCCUUGGAACAUAAAGCUCUCGAGGAUAUCUCAUGGGAGGAAAAGCAGUUUGGGAUAAAUCCUGGGAGGAUCACAUCGAUAAUCCAGAAUGAGGUGAUGAACAAGGCUGACCUGGAGGGAUAAUGAAAGAAACCAACGUUCUCAUGUGGCUGCGCAUGGUGCAGAAGGAAAUUGAGGAUUCUUUAAUGGCUUUGUUCGGCUCUUGCUUGGGUAGUUAUGUUUGUUCUUUGUGUAGCAUAUACGGAGGAGCCGCCGGCAGCUUUUUGUAAUGAGCUGGCUUCCCACAAUGGCUGUUGAUGAAAACGGCCACCUACUACAUUGCUUGGUGAUCUUCACCACUAGGUGUCGGACUAAAUAAGUGUAGCUCAAACUUACUCAACAGUUUGAGCUACAGAGGUGGUGAUUCGGCAACUUCGUCAAGGUGCUCUCUCUGACUCCAUUGAAGGUCCGGUGCUUCGGGAUUGCUCCCUUCUCCUUUCUUCCGUCUCUAUUUCUUUAGAGUUUAGGGCAGUUCCUCGGACUGCUAACAGUGCUGCCCAUAGAGUGGCGCAAAAAGCACUGUUACUCUCCCCUUUAGAGUUUUGCGCCUUUGAUUUUGUGGGUUGGCUUCUCUGAUGUAUUGGGUUGGGCAGGGUCGGGG